AGAUCGUGCAACUUCGCUACAUAAACCCUUUUUCACUCGGUCAAGUAGGGUUUUAACAAAAUCGAGGAAGCGAAGUGUUGAGAUAUCUAAAGGAGAUGGCUUUUUUGAGUAAAUUCGGGAACAUAUUGAAGCAGACGUCGAGCAAGCAACUCAAUGCUCAGGUUUCUCUAUCAAGCCCCUCGCUUUUUCAGGCUUUAAGGUGUAUGUCAUCUUCUAAGCUCUUCAUUGGAGGUAUGGCUUAUAGCAUGGAUGAGGAUAGCUUAAGAGAAGCUUUCACUAAAUAUGGUGAAGUCGUUGAAACUAGGGUUAUUUUGGAUCGUGAAACGGGUAGGUCGAGGGGAUUCGGAUUUGUUACAUUCACCUCUUCAGAAGCGGCCUCUAGUGCUAUCCAGGCUUUGGAUGGUCGGGAUCUCCAUGGCCGGGUUGUUAAAGUAAAUUAUGCAAAUGAUAGAACAAGUGGUGGUGGUUUUGGAGGUGGGGGCUAUGGAGGCGGCGGCUAUGGAGGUGGCGGUGCUGGUGGCUAUGGAGGCGGCUAUGGCGGCGGUGGUGGCUAUGGCAGCGGCAAUGCUGGAGGGUAUGGCAGCGGCAAUGCUGGAGGCUAUGGCAGCAAUGCUGGAGGCUAUGGCGGCAGUGCUGGUGGCUAUGGCGGCAGUGGUGCUGGUGGCUAUGGAGGCGAUGCUACUGGUCACGGAGCUGGUGGUGGUUAUGGUGCAAGCGGUGGAUAUGGAUCUAGCGGCAACACUUAUGGUGAGGUUCCAAGUGCAACUGCAGGGGCUGUUGGUGACUAUAAUGGAAGUAGUGGUUAUGGUAGUGCCAAUACUUACGGUAGCAAUAAUGGUGGGUUCGCUGGAGAUAGCCAGUUUGGAGGAAACCCUGUUCCCAACAGCUCGCAAUUUGCUGGUGACAAUACUCAGUUUGCUGCCGGUAGCCAAUUUGGCGGUGAAGAUCAAUUUGGAAGCAUGGAGAAAAGUGAAAUUAAGAUGGAGAAUGGACCAGUGGAAGGAGAUUUCGAAGAUGACACUGAUGUUGCCAAAAGAGCUUGAAGCAAGUAGCAAAAAAUGUUUCAAGACUUGGUUUAAUUUUUAUGAUUAGUGAUAGUUAUCUGAACUUUCCUGAGGAAAACACUUCAUCUAGUAACAAUCUGCUAUUUCUAUCUUGAAAAUAAGUUGUAGUUUGAGAUUGUUUCUGAAGGUAUCUAUUGAAUUUUAAAACAAAAAUGUGAGCUUUGUUUCAGCUUUUCUUAUGGUCUACACAGUAAACACUAAUCAGACUUUAAAAAUUCCGAA
Camelina sativa (false flax) is the source of this 1286-nucleotide messenger RNA. The record is from RefSeq and is a predicted model, not a curated record. Lineage: Eukaryota; Viridiplantae; Streptophyta; Magnoliopsida; Brassicales; Brassicaceae.